Heterobasidion irregulare TC 32-1 is the source of this 168-nucleotide messenger RNA. RefSeq lists its product as uncharacterized. The annotation marks the transcript as partial. The transcript has a single exon. Lineage: Eukaryota; Fungi; Basidiomycota; Agaricomycetes; Russulales; Bondarzewiaceae. The record is from RefSeq and is a predicted model, not a curated record.
AACCAGCACUACAAUACUUUCCAGAGCAUCAUUGUAAUAUCUUUGCACUUAUACAACAUACCUAAAAAGAUUGUCAAGAUAAUCACUAGACUUGGACUCUUAAUCUCAAUGGGCUCCAUUUGUAAUGCCAUUCACUCACUUUCACAAAAAGCCCAUCAGUAUAUUUAA